AUGCCGAAACUUUUGUUUUCAAAGAUUAGGUUCUAUGAGAUCAAGGAUAUAAUGCAAAAUGUAAAACGGCCCAAAAGGAUUGAUAUUGUUCUUAAUCGAUACAGGCGUAAAAAGGACAUCGAGUGCAUCAUGGUACACAAAAUAAACGAUGAGACAUGUCCUGCAAAAUUCAGUUGGCAGGCUGACCAUAAAAUCCAUCCAACUCUGGAAAAGCUGCUACGGGAUAAAAUCUAUCUAGAAGCGUUCCACUCCUUUCUUCAGUCUGAGUUCAGUGAAGAAAACAUUGAGUUCUGGCUCGCAUGUGAAGACUACAGGGCGACCGCCUCACUGGACGACCUCUGCUGGAAAGCAAAGGAGAUCUAUGAGCAGUUCAUCCAGCCUGCCGCCUGCAGAGAGAUCAAUGUAGACCACCACAUUAGAGAGAAGAUCAAGAAGUCCUUGGAGAAACCAAGCCUGUCCUGCUUUAAUGAGGCCCAGAAACAUGUUUACCUUCUGAUGGAAAGAGACUCUUGCCCCAGAUUCCUGCACUCUGAUGCCUACCUGAGUGUGAAGCACAAAUCCAGAAGUCUAUGGUACAUUUAGACUUUAUUGCUUACUGUAUCAACACUGCU
Molecule: messenger RNA, 611 nt
Organism: Scomber japonicus (chub mackerel)
Lineage: Eukaryota; Metazoa; Chordata; Actinopteri; Scombriformes; Scombridae
Product: regulator of G-protein signaling 21
Exons: 5
Coding region: 1-582 (193 amino acids)
Source: RefSeq, a predicted model, not a curated record